This is a messenger RNA of Exaiptasia diaphana, 4083 nucleotides long. RefSeq names its product tetratricopeptide repeat protein 28. The record is from RefSeq and is a predicted model, not a curated record. Lineage: Eukaryota; Metazoa; Cnidaria; Anthozoa; Actiniaria; Aiptasiidae. Bases 44 to 3796 code for a protein of 1250 amino acids. The transcript has 6 exons. Gene Ontology annotation, molecular function: protein binding.
UUAUUUAUUUCUCUAGAAAGCUAACACAUAUAAUAUCACCGCCAUGGAUAUGAACAUCGUUCAACUUUUCAUCAGGUUUUGUGUGUCGUAUGCAUAUCAUCGUUCUGUUCUCAAUCUCACAAAGCCAAAAAGAGAAGAACUGAUCUCCUUGUUAGAGGAAUGUUUGGUGAUGGCUCUUUUUGUACAUGAUACCAAGAUGAUUGUUCCCAUUUAUGUUGCACUUGGUAAUUUAUAUCAUCUCGUCCAUCAAGCAGCUAAAGCUAUCUAUUAUCUCCAGAACGUUCUAAGCCUUACUGGUAGAGGCCAUCAUGCUUUAGAGAUGGAAGUUAACCAAAAUUUAGGAAAUAUCUAUGAUUCAUUAGGAGAAUAUCACAAGGCGAUUGAAUAUCGCGAAAAGAGCAUGAGCAUAGCUAAAGAGAUUGGUGAUAGAAAGGGAGAAGGACGUGCUUAUGGAAACUUAGGGAUUGCCUAUAAUUCAUUAGGAGAAUAUCACAAGGCGAUUGAAUAUCACGAAAAGAGACUGAGCAUAGCUAAAGAGAUUGGUGACAGGCAGGGAGAAGGAAAUGCUUAUGGAAAUUUAGGGAAUGUCUAUCAGUCAUUAGGAGAAUAUCACAAGGCCAUUGAAUAUCACGAAAAGAUACUGAGCAUAGCUAAAGAGAUUGGUGACAGGCAGGGAGAAGGUAAAGCUUAUGGAAAUUUAGGGAAUGCCUAUCAAUCAUUAGGAGAAUAUCACAAGGCGAUAGACUAUUUUAAAAAAGAAAUAAACAUAGCUAAAGAGAUUGGUGACAGACAGGGAGAAGGAAAUACUUAUGGAAAUUUAGGGAUUGCCUAUAAUUCAUUAGGAGAAUAUCACAAGGCGAUUGAGUACUACGAAAAGACACUGAGCAUAGCUAAAGAGAUUGGUGACAGACAGGGAGAAGGAAAUACUUAUGGAAAUUUAGGGAUUGCCUAUUAUUCAUUAGGAGAAUAUCACAAGGCGAUUGAAUAUUACGAAAAGAGUCUGAGCAUAGCUAAAGAGAUUGGUGACAGACAGGGAGAAGGAACUGCUUAUGGAAAUUUAGUUAUUGCCUAUCAUUCAUUAGGAGAAUAUCACAAGGCGAUUGAAUAUCACGAAAAGAGACUGAGCAUGGCUAAAGAGAUUGGUGACAGAAAAGGAGAAGGAGCUACUUAUGGAUAUUUAGGGAAUGCCUAUUUUUCAUUAGGAGAAUAUCGCAAGGCGAUUGAAUAUUACGAAAAGAGUCUGAGCAUAGCUAAAGAGAUUGAUGACAGACAGGGAGAAGGAAAUGCUUAUGGAAAUUUAGGGAAUGUCUAUCGUUCAUUAGGAGAAUAUCACAAGGCGAUUGAAUAUCUCGAAAAGAGCAUGAGCAUUGCUAAAGAGAUUGGUGAUAGAAUAGGAGAAGGAGCUACUUAUGGAAAUUUAGGGAAUGUCUAUGAUUCAUUAGGAGAAUAUCACAAGGCGAUUGGAUAUCACAAAAAGAGACUGAGCAUUGCUAAAGAGAUUGGUGACAGACAGGGAGAAGGAAAUACUUAUGGAAAUUUAGGAGCUGUCUAUCAUUCAUUAGGAGAAUAUCACAAGGCGAUUGAAUAUCACGAAAAGAGUCUGAGCAUAGCUAAAGAGAUUGGUGACAGACAGGGAGAAGGAAAUACUUAUGGAAAUUUAGGGAAUGUCUCUCAUUCAUUAGGAGAAUAUCACAAGGCGAUUGAAUAUCUCGAAAACAUAGCUAAAGAGAUUGGUGACAGACAGGGAGAAGGAAAUACUUAUGGAAAUUUAGGGAUUGCCUAUCGCUCAUUAGGAGAAUAUCCCAAGGCGAUUGAAUAUUACGAAAAGACACUGAGCAUAGCUAAAGAGAUUGGUGACAGACAGGGAGAAGGAAAUACUUAUGGAAAUUUAGGGAAUGUCUCUCAUUCAUUAGGAGAAUAUCACAAGGCGAUUGAAUAUCUCGAAAAGUUCAUGAGCAUAGCUAAAGAGAUUGGUGACAGACAGGGAGAAGGAGCUGCUUAUGGAAGUUUAGGGAAUGCCUAUUUUUCAUUAGGAGAAUAUCGCAAGGCGAUUGAAUGUUACGAAAAGAGUCUGAGCAUAGCUAAAGAGAUUGCUGACAGACAGGGAGAAGAAAUUGCUUAUGGAAAUUUAGGAGCUGUCUAUCGUUCAUUAGGAGAAUAUCACAAGGCGAUUAAAUAUCUCAAAAAGAGACUGAGCAUUGCUAAAGAGAUUGGUGACAGACAGGGACAAGCCGUGUGUCAUCAUAAUAUAGGUGUUGUAUAUGAGGAUGAAUCGAUUAUUAAAGAUCUCAGCAAAUCAAAAGAACACCUAGAGAAGAGCUUACAAUGCUACGAGAAAUUGUUUGAUGAUUUAAAAGAUAAUGACCAAUUUAAGGUUUCAAUCGUCGAUACAUUCAUCACAGCCUACAAGACGCUCAGCCAAGUCCACAUUAAAUCUGGACAAAUCGAAGAAGCGCUCAUGGUAUGUGAACGUGGACGAGCACGUGCUUUGAGAGAUCUCUUGUACUUUAAAUAUAACACAACUGAGAAAACAGAAGCACAAGAACCAGAAUUUGCAGAUGUCAAAAGAAUUUCUUCAUAUAAAGAAGCCUGCAUUCUGUUUUACAAUCUUCAUCUUAACAAGGUAACUUAUGAUUGCUGGAUCAUAUCAACCCAAACUCCCUCAACAUUCUAUUAUGAUGAAAAGGAAAACAUCAAAGCUUUGGCAAAAAUUGUGUUGAGUCUGUCUGAAGAUGAUAAAACAAACUUGAAUACGGGAUAUUUUCAAUAUCUCGUUGACAACAGUUUUCGCCAGAUGAGUCUUCGAGAAGGAAUGAAAUGCGAUGAACAAUCGAUGAACUUACUAGACCAUGAAAACGGGGAGCCUGCAGGCGCUACAAAGUCUUCAAAUCUCAGAGAAACUACCCUCACAGUUUUUCGACGGGUUGACAGAUGGUGCGCUUCCGCGGACGAUGAAGAUGAUAUCGAGCCUCUCGAAGUGCUUUCCCGUAGACUUCUUUCUCCAGUAAUUAACCAGCUGACCCACGACGAGGUGAUCAUCAUCCCUGACGGUCCUCUGUUCACGGUGCCAUUUGCUGCUCUUCAAGAUCCAUUGACUGGCAAGUAUUUGUCGGAGACUAAGCUCAUUCGCUUGGCUCCUUCUCUGACGACGCUGAAAAUUCUACAAGAAUCCUCAGACGAAAAUUACGCUAAGUCAGGGGCGCUGAUCAUUGGAAACCCUACAGGGGAUUUACCUGGUGCAGAGAAAGAAGCCGUCGAGAUUGGUAACCUUCUCGGUGUUCAACCAUUGAUAGGAAAACAAGCAACAAAAGAAGUCAUUUUGGAGAAACUAAAGCGAGACGUGUCCGUGAUCCACUUUGCUGCACACGGCAGAGAUAAAAAUGGCCAGAUCUUACUUGCUCCUUCUACUCCUCCGAUGAAUUCGUGUCCAGCGGAUGACAAGGGCAACAUCUUGACCGUGAAGGAAGCACAGGAGAGCGGAAUUCGUGCUCAACUGGUUGUGCUGAGCUGUUGUCACAGCGGUAAAGGUGACAUCAGGUCUGAGGGAGUGGUUGGAAUUGCUCGAGCCUUUCUUGCUGCAGGAGCUCGUGCUGUUGUAGCGUCAUUAUGGGCCAUUGACGACAGAGCAACAAAAUUCUUCAUGCUGAAAUUGUAUUCGCAUCUCAAGAAUGGAGAGAGUGCGAGUAAAAGUCUUCAACAAGCAAUGAAGGAGAUGAGAGAAAUAGAGAGAUACAAGGAACCAAAAUACUGGGCAGCCUUCUUUCUAAUUGGAGACGAUGUAACCAUCACAGUGUAAUAGAAUUGUUGGUCGAACAUUUUUAGAACAUUGAUAAGUUUAGUUUUGUAGUUUUCAUAGAUUAAUGUGCCUUGACUGACAAAGUGCAAAUACUAAAAUUAGAGUGACCGCUCUUAAACCGUCCAACUGUACAAACUAAAUAGUGCUAUUUAGUUGUAUUUAGUAAAUCGUGCAUGUGGUACGAAAAUUAAAUUGAAUUGAUACAAAUGAAGAAUUCAAUACCAUCUUGUUUCCAGUCCACUUUUAGUACUAAUUAUAUAGCCACAUAUUAAUCCCAAAUAGGUAAA